AUGUGUUUGAACGACAGCUUGAACAACACAGUUAUCGAUGGGGGUAUUAUCUUACCUUUACGGAACACAAUUUACAGCAUGGUGAUGUCCGAUUCAGAGCAUCACCAAUUCACCGACCAGAUAUCAAUGAACCUGACCGCUGUUGAUUCAUCCGUUCGGCCUUCGGCUUUUCCAGAAUUACAGCCGGAGGUAAAUUCCCUGAAAGCAACAAUGUAUCAGCUAACACACUUGUUGCAGUCCCCUGAUGUGGGUACAAAUAAUUCGACCAUACAGAUGGAGGUUGAAUGCGAUCCACUUAAUCGACUCUCAUCUCCAACGAGUAGUUCAACGAAAACCCAGGCUUCCGAUGGUUCAGGAGAUAUGACCACUGUGGGUGAUAAUGUGCGCCGCACGUUAGCCAACUUGGCAGAUGGGAUUCGAGACAUAUCAACCUUACAUUCGGACGUCAGAGAACUUUUUGAUGCCACACUUCGAGAUGUUUUGGCGGCAGUUACUCAAACCGAACUUACCAGCCGCGCAAAUCUGGAAAUGGAACGCGAGCUUGCUCUACAGUCAUUGCAAAGCAUUACAGGCUCAACUGAUUCAUCCAAUGCACUUCCAUCAGCACUGGAUCAAACUGUGGUGUUUGAACUACUGGAAAGAAUGGAGGCCGAAUCAAGGACCGAAUUGACACGCGUGAAAGCAAAUUAUGAAGAUCAACUGGAACAGCGAACAUGUGAUGUCAAUCGCCUAAAGGAUGAAUUGGAAAGGGUACGCAAGGAGCACACCAAAGAGAUCGAGGAAUUGAUCGUUGAAUGCCACCAAGCCAAAAAUUUAUCUGUUCGUUUAAAAGCCGAACUAGAACAGGCUCGGACUGAACGUUGCGAUGAAUAUGAUCAGCUUCGAGAGGCCUACCGUCAGGCCAAAGACGAAUCAGAUCGCCUCAGGAAUAACUUGGAGACAUUGAACGCCGAGCGCAACAAAGAAUGUGCACAUCUACGUCUUGGUUACGAUCAGGUGAAAUCCGACUAUGCUCUCCUGAAAGACACUUACGAAAGUUUGAAAGCUGAACACACUCAAAAGUGCGAAGAGUUAAGAACAGAAUACUCCCAGGUGAAAGAUACCCUUAAAGCAGUUGUGGACCGUUACGUUCCACAUUCUCUCUUCCCAUUCGUUCGUGAGUCUCUUCCAAGACUGUCGCAUGCGUUGGAUACGAUCUUGAAGCGUUGUCCGUGGUUAUUUUCUGCCAUCACAGACGAAAACCAUGACCCCACCGAACCUCUGCCCAGCCCGAUAACACUACUUACAAAACAGCAACAUAUGUGCGAGAAACUCGUGCUGGAGCGGAACGAUGCCCAGGAUAAAUUGCAAAGGCUUGCCAAUGAACUUGCCAAUAGUGAAAAGAUGUGCUCUUCUCUGAGAACUGAGUUGGAUUCUGCCGUAAAACAACAAGAGGCGGAUAAGGAGGAAAUAGCCAAACUGAACAAGAAAGUCGUGAGGUAUCGAAACUACAUGCUACAGGUUUGUGAUCCAAAAAUAGCAUCGCGGCUGGCUGCGAUGUGCGCUACUGUUCCUCCUCGUGACGAUGAUGGUCGGAGUUCAAAUGGCAGCCUAACUGACACACCGCAACCCAUAAAGGAUUAUUCAUCGUCCGUCGGUUGUUCGCACGAAGGAUCCACCAUUUUAUCGAAACGUUCACCACAACGGCAAGAGGAACACCGGGAUAAUUCCUCCUCGUCCGUCCUCUCCAAAGUGGGAGCCGCCGUUACCGCUUUGGCCACCGCCAUCGUUUCUCCGCGAAGAGCACUCGGAAAAAUUCACAGCCCAGAGGCCCGCGUCGCCAGUCCAGCAGAGAAGUCAGGGAACGCAGUUUCUCAACAAACCUCAAAUCACUCUGCAGUCAGAUUAGCUGUUUCUCAGCAACUACAAGAUGAUAGACUUCACGGAACCGGCCCUCUGCCUGAAUACAGCGUUGGUCCUUUUCGAGCUGCUUCAAUCCCCACAAGUGAACCGCCCGUUAAUUCGAAAGCAUUGGCCGCAUCAGAACCUCCUGCCGAUCCUUCCCCCUUCGUUGUGCCUAUGGCGCCUCGAGCACCACAACCUACACUUGGGAAGCGUAAAGUUUUGGGAGAAAUACCUAUUUCUGUUACUACAGGCACGGUCACCCAACCUGAUCCUGUCCCCUCGAAGCAUGCCUUUUUCGAUCCUAACGCAUCUUUCUUCAACUUGAAUCCUCUCGCGGAAUCAACUUCUGGUCCUUUCCCCAAACCGCCUCAACCCUUCACAGAUGCUAGCAAACGUACGCGAUAUGAUCAGUCUUCCCGCUGUCCACCAGGAUUGUUCAUUGUCAUCACCGAUAGAAUGACAUCGACGUUCAACACUGAUGCUUCGCUGUCGUACAAUCAUGAUUUAUUUGAAAGCCUUUUUGUGAGGAGUAGGAUUAAAGUGGAUAUUGAAGGGACUUAG
Molecule: messenger RNA, 2445 nt
Organism: Opisthorchis viverrini
Lineage: Eukaryota; Metazoa; Platyhelminthes; Trematoda; Opisthorchiida; Opisthorchiidae
Exons: 15
Coding region: 1-2445 (814 amino acids)
Source: RefSeq, a predicted model, not a curated record